Molecule: messenger RNA, 2205 nt
Organism: Phytophthora nicotianae INRA-310
Lineage: Eukaryota; Oomycota; Peronosporomycetes; Peronosporales; Peronosporaceae
Exons: 4
Coding region: 1-2205 (734 amino acids)
Molecular function (GO): protein binding
Source: RefSeq, a predicted model, not a curated record
AUGGUGGAAGCGAUGGACGCUCGAGCUCUUGUGUCGGAGAGAGAGAAUGGUUUGCAGCCAGUGCCAGGGACUAUAGACGCUCCAGCAUGCGUCGUGCGAACAAAGAACGAUCAAAUUGUGUUGGACGCGCUGACAACUCCCGUCACGAAUGUAAAGAGUGUGGAUCUGCGCAACUUUAACCUGGAUCAACUGAGUAUGGAGCAAGUAGACUCGCUAUUCAGUGGCUGCAGUGCUGAAUGCCAGAGUCUGUCAUUGGAAAAGUGCACGCUGUCUGGUGAUCGAUUUUUCGCUAUAGCUACAGACCGAUUGAACCGAAAUCGUGUCAAGUUGGUGCAUUUUCGAGUACAAAGCUGCCAGCAAGUGACGAUGACUUCGCUUAUUGCUAUAUCGACCCUUUUCACUUCGUCACUGGUGACACUGGAGCUCUCAUCUUGUAAGCUAUCGCGACAAGCUGGGAUCAUCUUGAGUCAGUCGCUUCAAUCCUGUACAUCGUUAAGACACCUUCUAUUAGCAGACAACAACAUCCGCGACGGUGGCGUACGUGCGAUCGCAGAUGCAUUGAAGCUACUCAACGCGUCACGGAAUAGUGCCGUGUCGGUUGUACUAGGCAAAGACGAGGAUUCUUCACCGAUACUGGAACAUUUGGACAUUUCUCGAAAUGGAAUCACCUCUGCGGGUUUUGCCUCUUUAUUGCAGCUCCCACUGCGAUAUUUGAGUGCUCGAGGCAACGCGAUAGAGAACGGAGUUGGCGCCUUGUUGCUAAGCAACGCAUCGACGUUGGAGACCCUGUGUUUACUAGGGAAUCCUCUAUCAGAGGACGGCAAACUCGAGUUGGUACGCUCGCUUUUUCGACGUCGUGAUAAAACAGGCAAAAGUGCAUUACGUGAGCUCGAUCUUCGCUCAUGUGGCUUCAACACUAUAGAGAGUCUAGACCUGCUACAACGUAGUUUUCUCCAAGCAGCAACUGCGGGUCAGCAAUGCUCUAUUCAAUCGCUAUAUCUGGACAAUAAGAUAUCUACGGAUGAAGAUGCAGAUGAGAAGGAUUUUCAAAGAGGCUGUGAAGCUUUAAAAGAAGUGGCUAAGACAAAUUUUCUCGGUCUACGACUUCAUUUCCAGUCAGAUCACAUGGACAUAUUACCAAGAGCGAGAGCUCAAGCAAUAGCGAGCACGACUAAGCCUAAAGCAACUUCGACAACGAGAACGUUGAACCUGAGUAGUGAACUUGAGGCGGUGUCAAUAGCGACGAAGACCAGUCUAAACGCCACGUUAGCUUCGUCUUCGUUAUCGGGUCAGCAACGGGAAUUACGGGCGGAGUACGCCUGUCAUAAUGAAUCGGUCAUUAUUCAUCCUUUAGCUACCGACACGCUUAGAAAACCGACUGCUAUAGUAGAAGCGCAGUCAAUUCAGCCGUCAAGUGUAUCAAACGCAACGAUGCGAGUUGAGCCUGUAGCUCCACUUCCAAUGCAGCACGUCGAUGUCGAGUACAUCGUCAGCAAGACCAUCGAGUGCAUGAGCCACAAUUUCGAGCUACGUCUUGGCCAAUUACUAUCACGAAUGGAGACGCAGCAACAAGAACGAAAUUCAUCACAAGUGCAGUUGUUAGCUGCUAAAGUGGAGGCUUGCGAGCGUGCGUUGCCACGGUUAGAGGCACGUCUGGAUAUGUUGACAGACCGAGUAGCAGCGGGCAGUGCACAGUUGUCAAAGUUGCAGUCUGACGUUGCACUUCAGCUUCAGCAUAUCCGUCAGGAGGCACUGACACAGCAGAUGAAUCCGUACAAUGCUAACCCCACGCAGCUCUCGCCUACUGUUCCGAUGACGUCUCGGAUGCAGUCACAAGUAGAAGAGCUGGUUUCAAGUAGAGUACAAGCCAGUGAACAGCGCUUGUACGCAGACGUGGAUCGAAUCCGUACAGCACAGGCCAAUGCGACGCCAGACCCGCAUGCAGUCGUGAAUGCAGUCUCGAUGCACUUGACGCAGUUUAAGCGGGAAUUUGACGACAAUCAGGCUGGAGUACUGCGUCAGUUUACUGAAAAGAUGAGCUCGGAUGGUCGCGGACUGGAAGAACGCAUUGAACAAGUUGAGGCUCAGAUCGGCAGCCUUGAAGUUGUCAUCCAGUCAGAGCAACAAGCAUCUCUUUUAGCUCUAGAGGCAAUUUCGGACGCUUUCAAUGAUCCUGCUGCAUCCGUUUGCGCAAAGAAGACGUAG